Molecule: messenger RNA, 1351 nt
Organism: Aspergillus heteromorphus CBS 117.55
Lineage: Eukaryota; Fungi; Ascomycota; Eurotiomycetes; Eurotiales; Aspergillaceae
Exons: 3
Coding region: 134-1315 (393 amino acids)
Source: RefSeq, a predicted model, not a curated record
UACUACUAGUACUUCCUCCGCGACUUUCUACUCUACCUUCCUCCUCCUCCACCCCCAACUUCUCUACGUCUUUUCUCCUCCUAUAAACCCCCUCUUCCUUCCUCCCCUCAAGACAAUAGACAUGCAUUCCACAAUGUCCUCACAUACCAGCCCUGUCAAAGACGGGCGGCGAGUGCUCGGGGAAAAGCCCGCCAACGCGUGCCUGUCACCCGCCCGCCAUCCCCAUCGCCACGCCUCUGCCUCCCCCCUCAAACGCCCUUUCCUGGACUCCUCCUCCUCUCCCAAGAAACUCCUACCCUCGCCCCUGUUCGCCGGCCAGAAGCGUUCCAUCGACCAGGUAGAAGACGCCACCGACGGCCAGGACCACCGCGCGCCGACACCCUCCAGCGACGGCCGGCCACACGCCGCGCCCGAUUCCCAGGAUGACACCCCCCAGACACAUUCCACGCUGGCCCAUCCCCAGGUUCAACCACGCGCCACGGGAUCCGACGUGCCGGUUCUAGACUCAGAUAAACAACAACAAUCACAAGAACAACAAUCGCCUGCCCACCCCGAACCAACACAACAAGACACUACUCCCCAGUGUACACCUGCUGUCCCUGAAGAUCCAGCGACGCGCAAACGCUUCAUCCAAGAGAAAGCCACCCUCCUCCGCACGCGCCUCCAAACCGCCAUGCGCCACGUCCGCGACCCCCAAUUCGAUCGCCGCGUAUCCGAACUCGAAGCCCACAGCCGCAAACACCCCCGCCUAUCGCUCCCCUCCACCACGACCACCACCUACAACCGUGCCGACCAAACCACCCCCACGCAAACAAAAGCCCUCCCCAACGCCAACUUCACCUCCAACACCACCACCCCACGCCCCGCCCCCUCGCAGCCCCAACAAGUACAACAACCCACCAUCACCGUCUCCGGCCUCUCCUCGCCGCCUCUCUCCGCCCCAGCGGCAGAAGACGACCCCAUGAAGACCCCCACCCAGAAGAGCCACAACCACAACAGUAGCCAGAGGACAACCACCGGCUCGCCCAUGCAGCUGAGCAGUCCGCCCGCGACGGUGUCCAGACGGCGGACUGUGGAGUUCGGGGCCCGGGAGGAACAAGAACACGACGACGAGGGGAUGGAGAUGGAGAUGGAGAGAGAGGAAGACAUGGAGAUGGAGAUGCAGGGGGACAUGGACGAGGACGAGAUGCAAAUGUCGCAGCCCGAGAGACAACGGCGGUUAUCGCAGAAAGGGGAUGCCGUGGAUGGGUUGCUCAAGUUGAUGAAGACGGCCGAUCAGCAUACUGUGGAGAACUUGGAGGUUUGGAGUGGUUGAUUUUGUCAACAAAGAAAAAAAAAAAAAAAAAAGGAG